Molecule: messenger RNA, 2676 nt
Organism: Sorex araneus (European shrew)
Lineage: Eukaryota; Metazoa; Chordata; Mammalia; Eulipotyphla; Soricidae
Gene: ANKRD55
Product: ankyrin repeat domain 55
Exons: 11
Coding region: 418-2199 (593 amino acids)
Molecular function (GO): protein binding
Source: RefSeq, a predicted model, not a curated record
CCUCACUCACCCAUUGAGAUUUCUCUUGGUUUAAAACAACAUUCCAGCUGCCGACUUGCCGUGGCCUCGGGGUUUUCCUGGUCCAGACCCGAGGCAGGUGGUGACCUAGGAAUACUGUUUUUUAGGGUUUGAGUUUUUUGGUUUGUUUAUUUGGGUGUGGGGGGUUGUUUAUUACACAGGUAGAGCUGAUUAAUGAGGCCAUAAGAAUAACUCUUUUUUCUAGUAGGCAUUAUGGGAAUAACAUUUCCCUAUUUUUUCCAUCAUUUUCCUUGACAAAAAUCUGCAGCUCUAAUGCACAUUGAAUGCUCUUGGCAAGCGCUGCUGGAUCUGAUUGUCAUGUUGACUGUAACAUGUGAGAUGUGUUUUCUCCUCUCUAGAGACCUGGAUAUUUUUUUUUUUUUGCCAUUCUGAUGGUAAAUGAUGAGACAGGCAACCAUGGAUUUCAGCACUCCAUCUGUGUUUGAUCAGCAAAAAGGUGAUUCAUCUGAGGAAGUAGACCUGACCAUGGUGUAUCAGGCAGCCUCUAACGGAGACGUCAAUGCUCUAACUUCCGUGAUCCGAGAAGACCCUUCCAUCCUAGAAUGCUGUGACAGUGAAGGAUGCACACCACUGAUGCAUGCAGUUUCGGGACGUCAAGUGGACACAGUCAAGUUGCUGUUGAAGAUGGGGGCCAACAUUAACAUGCAGGACGCUUAUGGGCGCACUAGUCUAUGCCUGGCGACCUAUCUGGGCUGGUUGGAAGGCUGUGUGAGUCUGCUCAGAAAUGGAGCCAAACACAAUAUCCCAGACAAAAAUGGCCGCCUGCCUCUCCACGCUGCUACUGCUGAGCCCGAUGUGAGGCUCCUCACAGUCCUGGUGCAGCAGUCGAACCUCAGCGAGAUUAACCACCAGGACAAUGAGGGAAUGACGCCACUCCACUGGGCUGCUUUCCACAACCAGCCUCAACACACGCAAAUGCUGCUGAAGAAGGGGGCAGACCCCACCCUUGUGGAUAAAGACUUUAAAACGGCUCUCCACUGGGCAGUCCAGAGCGGAAAUCGAAUUCUGUGCUCCAUCAUACUGAACCACCACCAGGGCCCGUCCAUCAUCAACUAUGACGACGAGAGUGGCAAGACUUGCGUGCAUAUCGCCGCUGCUGCUGGUUUCAGCGACAUCAUUAAUGAAUUGGCAAAGGUCCCCGAGUGUAACCUGCAGGCUCUGGAUGUAGACGACAGGACCCCUCUGCACUGGGCUGCAGCUGCAGGAAAGGCCGACUGCGUGCAGUUGCUUCUGGAGCUGGGCAUGGACAGCAACCUGCGGGACAUCAAUGAGAGCACCCCGCUGGCCUACGCCCUGUACUGUGGCCACACGGCCUGCGUCAGGCUCCUCUCCCAGGAGACCAGAACAGAGCCUGCUGCACCCACUUCUUCCCAGAAUACUAAACCCCCAAAGAAAGAGGGACGCUUUAGCAUGCUCAACCAGAUCUUUGGCAAGAACAAGCAGAGAGCGCCCCAGAAGGAUCCCAGCGGGGACCCACCUAGUGGGGAGGACCCCUCGGAAGUCGAUGACAUCAUCACUUCCUUUGACAGCAUCGUGGACACCAACUGCCAGAAACAGCCUGGUGAGCAGGUGGCUAUGGUCGACUUUAAGAAGAGGAAUACAGAGAAUGCAAAGUAUCUUUUGCCAGAAAAGAAGCCUCUGGUCCGCAAGGGGCUUCCACCAAUCAGAACACAGAGUCUUCCCCCCAUUACGCUGGGCAAUAACUUCCUGACAGCCUCCCCAGGCGCCAUGUCCCAAGCUGGACUGAGUUCUACUCAUCACAGGGCCCAAAGAUCUCAGAAAAGUCGCAGUGAGCAGGAUUUACUGAAUAACAGAACUGGCUGCCAGGCACUGCUGGAAAACCCCUGGAGGGGUGAUGCCCACCAAAUGUUCUACAAAGCGUGGACGGUCUCUUCCUCUGAUAAGCUCCUAGAUAGAUUGCUUACCAGCAAAUUGGGCCACCAGCAGGUCUCAGGGCUGCCGCCUCUUCCUCAUCUGCACAAUCCUUUAUCAGCAUUUUCAACAUUUCUCCCCAAGCAGACCCAAAAUCAGGGAUCUUCCUUCCACGCGGAACAACUUAACUCCCCUACCAGACCAAAAAUUUCUGUCAGGAGAACCCCUACGUACAAACCGAGUACUUCCUGCUAUUCCAAGCCAACGGGGACACAGCACAGAAGCUGAAGAAGGUGAAAACUUUGCCAAUCCUGCCAAUGAUGAAAAUUAGCUGUGCGUUGCGGACUGCAAAAAUGGAGAUCAUAUAUGUGUAUCUAUAUGACAUAUAUACACAUAUAUAUGUAUACACACAUAUUUUUAUUUUAAUUGUCUGGAUGAGAUGAAUCCAGAUUGUAAGAACAGAGACUAAUUUAACAAAGCGCAUUCUAUAAGCCAUUCACAGUUUUAUAACAGAAAAUUCUCUAUUCAAAAUAAAGUUGUUUCCCAAAUAAGUGUUUAGAAUCUUUGACUGUGCAUACAAUAUGUAAAUGAGUUUCUGUGACCUCCAUAUACCAAAUCAAAUCUAAGUAUGAAGUCAGCAGGGAUACUAUGUUACAUAGUUCCCUUUGUUUUGCUGCAUGUUUGCUUUUUGCUUUUUUUUGUUUGUUAGUUCUUUUGUAACUUUAUGUUUAAAAUGUAUGCUUUUGCUGAAUAAAAAGCAAAAAA